Plasmodium knowlesi strain H is the source of this 564-nucleotide messenger RNA. Its product is annotated as conserved Plasmodium protein, unknown function. The record is from RefSeq and is a predicted model, not a curated record. NCBI's taxonomy places the organism in Eukaryota, Apicomplexa, Aconoidasida, Haemosporida, Plasmodiidae. The transcript is spliced from 4 exons. Bases 1 to 564 code for a protein of 187 amino acids.
AUGUCUCCUCUUUUUUUUAUUUUCUCCUUUUUCCUGUCCCUUUCAUUGGAGAGACAAAUUGGUCUUGUGGCCAAGCGAAUGCAAAGGCCGCUGAAUGUGUACUAUAGGGAUUAUUCCGCACAUUUGCCGAUUGAAGAGCGGGACAAAUUAAUGAAAAUGAAGCUUGAUGAUGAGGGGAAUGAAAAUCUGCAGGACGACAUAGAGGGCGCUAUUGAUAUAAACAAAAUGCAUGCACAGGAGAGCGAACUCGGGGCUCUGCUGAAGGGGCAAAUGGAGUUGUCGAGGCAAAUUCGAGAGGAUUUGCGCGGACGCACCAGGAAAAACAAGCAAAUGUCUGUCAAAUACAACCAUGGGGAUAGCGACGCAGUGGAUGGAUACUGGACGGGAGAAAACAAGGAUGCAGAGCAUUUUGAUGUCGACACGGAAAUUGAAGUCCCUACCGAUUCGAUGCGUGAACCCGUAGUGCUUGUUAAAAUUCCAGCAGUUGACAUUUACGACCAAAUGGAAAUGUUACACGACGUUGGGCAUUUGAUGGAUAUAAAGAAUGAAGAUGUGUUAUACUGA